Molecule: messenger RNA, 1371 nt
Organism: Lasiodiplodia theobromae
Lineage: Eukaryota; Fungi; Ascomycota; Dothideomycetes; Botryosphaeriales; Botryosphaeriaceae
Product: Glycosyl hydrolase family 43
Exons: 3
Coding region: 1-1371 (456 amino acids)
Biological process (GO): carbohydrate metabolic process
Molecular function (GO): hydrolase activity, hydrolyzing O-glycosyl compounds
Source: RefSeq, a predicted model, not a curated record
AUGCAUUUCCCUUCCAUUUGGAGCCUCGCGCUCCUUUCAUCAUCAGCCCUCGCGUCGCUGCAGAUCGUUCCGGGCGCCACAUGGACUGCCACCAACACCGGACAGCACCUUCAGGCCCAUGGUACCGGCAUCAUCAAGGUUGGCGACACGUACUACAUGAUCGGCGAGGACAAGACGAACGGCACCAGUUUCCAGAACGUCAACUGCUACUCGUCCACGAACCUCGUCGAAUGGAAGUACGAAGGCGCCCUGCUCUCCCAGACGGCCUCGGGCGAUCUCGGUCCCAGCCGCGUGGUUGAGCGUCCCAAGGUCAUCUACAACGACCAGACCAGCAAGUACGUGCUCUGGAUGCACAUCGACUCGUCCGACUACAAGGACGCCAAGACAGGCGUCGCCUCCGGCGAUAGCGUUUGCGGCUCCUACGAGUACCACGGCAGCUUCCGGCCGUUGGGCUUCCAGAGCAGGGACAUGGGACUGUUCAAGGAUGAUGAUGGCAAGGCGUACUUGAUGACCGAAGACCGCGAAAACGGCCUCCGCAUCAACGCCUUGACCGACGACUACCUGAACGUCACCGGCGACUCCUCUGUCUACCGCUUCGACGAGAAGUACGAAUCCCCCGCCAUGGUCAAGGUUGACGGGACCUACUACCUCUUCGCCUCCCAGCUUACCGGCUGGAACCCCAACGACAACUACUACGUCACAGCCUCCUCCCUCUCCGGCCCCUGGACCUCCUGGAAGACCUUCGCCGACGUCGGCUCCAACACCUACUCGUCGCAAACCUCCUUCAUCCUCCCCAUCACCGGCAGCUCCGGCACCACGUACAUGUACCUAGGCGACCGCUGGAUCAGCUCCGCCCUCUUCCGCAGCACCUACAUCUGGCUGCCGCUCACGAUCGACUCCUCCGCCAAGACCGCAUCCAUGAAGAACGCCGUCAACUGGGUCCCCGACGUCGCCGCCGGCACCUGGGCCGCUGGCCCCAGCGAGACGCAGCCGGAGGGCGAAGACGCGACGCUCAGCGGCGGCGCGAGGACGGUGAGCUGCAGUGGUUGCAGCGGCGGGGAGGGCGCGGGGUAUCUCGGUGGGACGGACUCGGGCGUCGUGACGUUUGCGGGGGUGGCGAGCGAUGCGGCGACGAAGUCGUCGGUUCGGGUCAAGUAUCAGAAUUUGGAUAGCACCGCGCGGUAUGCGGAUGUGAGCGUUAAUGGCGGCGCGAAGCAGAGGAUCGCGUUUUUGCCGACGGCGAACGGGACGCCUGGGAGUAGCGUUGUGAAUCUGGAUUUGAAGGCGGGCAGUGCGAAUGAGGUGGUUAUUGAGGGCGCGAAUGGUGGGUGGGGACCUGAUGUGGAUCGGAUUAUGGUGCCGCGGUCGUAG